This is a messenger RNA of Drosophila willistoni, 2357 nucleotides long. RefSeq lists its product as uncharacterized. Bases 92 to 2257 code for a protein of 721 amino acids. The record is from RefSeq and is a predicted model, not a curated record. NCBI's taxonomy places the organism in Eukaryota, Metazoa, Arthropoda, Insecta, Diptera, Drosophilidae. The transcript has 2 exons.
UAAAUGUUUUUGUAUUUUGGAGAAUGGUAAAUUUUUGUAUUUUUUAGUUGAAUUCAGCUUAAAGCCUUUGAUUGUAAUCGAUUGCAUCAUAAUGAUGGAGAGUUCUGAUUCAGAACGAUCUUAUUUGAGAUUUCUUCGUGCCAGAGAUCGAGUCAACAAGGCCAUAAGGAAGCACUCAUUGGCGAAGCAAAUUCGAAAAGAAAUUCGUAUGAGGGCAGGUGGGUCUGCGGGACCUUGCAGUUCGUCCACUUCGACAAGGGGCCAGAAAAAGAAUUUAGUUUGUUUUGAAGAAGCCAAUGACAAAUGCGUUUCUCAGUCAAAAACACAGUGUAAGGGAGAAUCGGCAAAUACAUGUCCUGCCCAUUCCACGCCUAUGCAUAAUCAAUGUCAAUUAAAGCGAGAAUGUGAAAAUAGUUCUUGUCAAUGUCAAGAAAGUUGUCAAUGCAGUCAAGCCACUAAAUGUCAGUGCAAGAAACCUCAAAAAUCUGCUCAUUGCUGCCAGUGCAAUGAACCACCUGUAAGACCUUGCCAUUGCAAUGACAAAGCAUCGCAAACUCCGUGUGUGGUGUGUGAAUGCAAAAGGGAACCUAAAAGAUCUUGUUCUUGUCAAUUCAAAGAAACAGAUGAGGAGAAUGAAGUUAGUAGCAAAAGCAGUAAGAAGGAUCUCAAAGAAGAAAAGAAAAAAAGAAAGAAGGAUGAAAAGAAAGACAAGAAAGUGGCAAAGAAAAAGAAUAGUGACAGAUCAAAGCGGGCAAAGAAGCAUAAAGAGGAUUCUGACAAUGAUAGUGGCAGAUCAAAGCGGGCAAAGAAGCAUAAAGAGGAUUCUGACAAUGAUGAUGCAUGUUCCUGUUGCUCAUGCGAGGAAGAAACGGUGAAAAAAUCUAGCAAAAAGAAGACUAAAUCAGGAAGUGCUACUCCAAAUUCUUCUGACUCCAGUCGCAGACGAUGGUCGUGCAAGGGUCGCUCAACCAAGAAAUCUACUUCUAACAAGGGAAAUCAAAGGCAGCAGAUUUCAGCGAAUUCUAAGAAAAAGACACAAGCUUGUAGUUGCUGUUCCUGUGAAGAGCCUAAGCCGUGUGACUGUUGCUCCUGCCAGUCAGCUACUUGCUCUUGCCACGAAUCUACCAGUUGUUGCGAAGAGUCCCCUGUCUGCCAACAGGAGGAAAAUGUUGCAUGCGGCAGCAGCCACAUACAAAAACCUUGCACCGAUUGCUCAAUGAUUCCAGAAAUCUCACAACAAAUUUGUGAACUGCAAAAACGUUUGGAACUCAAAGCCAAAGAGGAUUGUGUUCAAAGUGAACUUCUGAAGGACAUAUGUAGCAAGGUCAAUGACCUCUCUUGCACAGUUAAAACCCUUACAAAACAAUGCAAAGAGCAGUCUAAGAUGAUGUGUCCUGCUGCAGCUUUGCCACCACCAAAACCACCAUGUCAACCAAAGUGUGAACCUUGUCCGAAGAAGAAAGUUUCAAGUACUUGCCAAUUUUGUUGUGAUAAAAAUCUGCCAGUCCUAAACGAUUUGAAAUGUGCACUACUCGAUGUUAUAGGCAAACGCCAAUUUGACGAUGUGGUGCUUACUAUACUCCUUAGGGCAGAUAAUGUAUAUCAUGUUAACAUAAAAGAUAUAAAUAAUGGAUCAGUCCUUGGCUGCUUGCUAGUCAAUGAUGUGGCCAUUAAGGAUGCCAACAAAUUUGGCCUUUUCAAGCAGGUUUUAACAUUCUUUAUGAUAGACGUUCGCAAUACGCUAAAGCCCUGUGAAUCAGUUUUCGGUAUCACAUUCGAGUAUGUAAAAGAAAAGCGGCAAUGUGGCGGCUCAUUGUCAAUAGAUUGCCAAAAAGAUGUCGCUCCCAGAGGACAGAGCUCAGUAGAUCACAGAAAUAUUAUAGCAGAAAUUUUUGGUUUACCCUUAAAAAACCUGAGUGAAGUAUAUAGCACAACCCAUGCAUGUACAAUAGCUAAUGUUCGUGCUAAGUUUUUUGAUCACCAUUUAAAAUCAAGUUCAUGUAAUUAUGAUUCUCAGCGCCAACCACAUAAAACUGAGAGAAAGCCUCUUUUGUUGAAAUUGAAAAAAUGUGACUCUCUCAAAAGAAUUGUGCCAAUCAAAUGUGAUAAAACCAAGUUCUUCAACCGCAUUGAGAGUCUUCUUGAAUUUGCCGAAUGUGACAGUAAGUUAGUUUUGACUGACGAUGAUUUGGGCUAUCCAAUUCGGGAGAUUGAAGUGACAUCGUUAUCUGAUAUUGAAUUGCAGUCCUCGAGGUAGUCAAAGGAUUGAUUUCAAAAAACAAAAAUUGAAUGUACUGGGAACUCUUAAUAAAAGUUAUACUUUUAGUUCUGGACACAGAACCAUCUCAGCUAUGAAA